AGUCUUCGGAAUGGUCGCUUUUUAAAUUUCUGAAGUUUAGACAGAAUGAAGAUACCUGGACAGCGGAUAAGCAGAAAGAACAUUCUACGUAUAUUACGACCUUAAGUAAGAUAGCAAGAAAUGGAUCAAGCAAACAACAACCUAUAGCAGUUUCUGCUCUGGACACUUUUGAAAGAGACGAGGCAAAUACUAAAGAAGUAACAGAAUUUUGGGAAGAUGUGGAGAAGGAGCAAAAUGUCAAAAAAUUGGAAAAUGUUCUUGAAGAUUUAAAUAAUGCAUUCACUGUGGGGCGUACAUUGGAACACAAUAACUAUAUUAAUGAAGAUGAUUUUGAACCGAUAGAGCAAAUCACAAAAAAAGAACAACAUCGAACUAGAAGCGGAAGGAAAAUUCCAGACUACCGUGAAAUGACCUCCAGUUCAUCUGAAGGAGAUAAUAAUGCAAGUUUCGAUCAUGAACUGCCGGGCAUUAAAGAAAAAACAUCAUCAAUCCGUUCAACCAAAAGGAUAAAGUCAAACGGCCAAGAGCAGUCAGUCAACGAGGAUAAACUCCAAAUACCAUCGGGAUAUUCUACACCAUCACCACAAUCAGGACCACCAGAACACUCAAUACCAAUUGAAUCUAUGGAAGAACCAUAUAUGCGAUUGGGGAAUAAUAUCUUUGAGGAAGAUUAUUAUAAUAAUGACAUUGUGAUUAUUGAUGAUAUGGAUGAACUAUGCUUUGAGGAUGGGGACCCAGCAGACGAUUAUAAGUUAGGAGAGACUAAUGUGUCUCAGUUAUUCCGGAGGUAUCAGAAUGAGUCAAUAAAGAUUGCAAAGACUGGGGGUUUAUUCGUUGAAUCAAACGUACACGAAAUACUGUCGCUAUCUUCUAUUUUUCUGCUUACCCCGGGUUCUCACUCAAAUACGAUGAUCAAUAUAUUUAGUUCAACUUUACUUAAUAAAAUUCAUCAACAAAUCACCCCAGCACAACAAAUAGAACUAGAUUCAGAGUGCGAAUCAAAAUUUAGGAAAGUGAUCAAGCAAGCGAUUAAAGAGUCACGUUACAAUGCCACAAAAUUGCUUUUAGCAGAGCUUUCAAACAAUCAAACUUUGAAUGAAAACUUGGGUUCCGUGAUCUUGAAAGGCCUGGAAAUAUUACCUGGUGAUAAGCUUAGGAAUGAACCUAGCGAAAUAACACUUAUCACAAAUUAUUUGGACUAUAUUAUGAAGAGUACAUUUCAUGAUCCAGACAAACAUAUCGUCCAAUGGCCAAAUACGGCUUUGAAUGAAAGUAAAUCACGAAAGUUCGAGGGACGAACCAAGCAACCAGAUUUCGUGGUCUCGAUUAUUCAUCAAUUUCAAACAGUUGCCGUUGUUUUUGUAGGUGAGGUUAGUCCUCCAUCACAAAAAAAUAACGUAUAUAAAAACUGCGGUGAUCUGAUUCGGCUUGGUGUCUUCAUGAAAGACUGUAUGGAUUUCGCGAUAGAUAAAGGUGCCGAUAUUAAUGUAAUUGGUUUUCAAUGUGUCGAAAUACUUUUGGGCAUACAAGAGAUUUUUAAAAAAUCCUUGGGUACUUUGUACGAUAAGUUCUGCAACCCGAGUUUACCAUCAGCAAAGGCAAUGUUCAAACGUGAUACCCUUAGCACACCAAAAUUCAAUCAUCUUGUGAGCAGAACACGCGACUGUCACAGAAUUUGUCCAUUCUGGUUUGGACGUUUUUAG
Molecule: messenger RNA, 1703 nt
Organism: Acaulospora morrowiae
Lineage: Eukaryota; Fungi; Glomeromycota; Glomeromycetes; Diversisporales; Acaulosporaceae
Source: the annotation of a GenBank genome assembly